GUGACCACGGCCUCAGGGACCAAAUGCUUCGCCUGCCGCUCGGCCGCCGAGAGGGACAAAUGGAUCGAGAACCUUCAGAGGGCGGUGAAGCCCAACAAGGACAACAGCCGGCGGGUGGACAACGUCCUGAAGCUGUGGGUGAUCGAGGCGCGAGACCUCCCCCCCAAGAAACGCUACUACUGCGAGCUGUGCCUGGACGACAUGCUCUACGCCCGCACCACCAGCAAGGCGCGCACCGACAACGUCUUCUGGGGAGAACAUUUUGAGUUCAACAACCUACCGGCCGUCCGCACCAUCCGCCUGCACCUCUACAAGGACACCGAUAAGAAACGCAAGAAGGACAAGAGUAACUACGUGGGGAUGGUGAGCAUCCCCAUCGCCAGCGUCACCGGUCGGCACUUUGCCGAGCAGUGGUACCCGCUCAGCCAACCCAGUGGCAGCAAGAGCAAGGCGGGUUGUCCGGCUCUACGCGUCAAAAGCCGCUUCCAGACCAUGAGCAUCCUCCCCAUGGAGCUCUACAAGGAGUUCGCCGAGUACGUCACCAACAAUUACCGGAUGCUUUGCGCCGUCUUGGAGCCCGUGCUCAGCGUGAAGAGCAAGGAGGAGGUGGCCUGCGCGUUGGUGCACAUCUUGCAGAGCACCGGCAAGGCUAAGGACUUCCUGUCGGACAUGGCCAUGACGGAGGUGGAUCGCUUCAUGGACCGGGAGCAUCUGAUUUUCCGGGAAAACACCCUCGCCACGAAAGCCAUAGAGGAGUACCUGAAACUCAUCGGCCAGAAAUACCUCAAGGAUGCCAUCGGCGAGUUCAUCCGGGCGCUGUAUGAGUCGGAGGAGAACUGCGAGGUUGACCCCAUGAAGUGCUCGGCCUCCACCUUGGCCGACCACCAAGCCAACCUCCGCAUGUGCUGUGAGCUCGCCCUCUGCAAGGUGGUCAACUCGCACUGCGUGUGCCCACGGGAGCUGAAGGAGGUCUUUGCCUCAUGGCGGCUGCGAUGUGCCGAGCGGGGUCGCGAGGACAUCGCCGACCGGUUGAUCAGCGCCUCCCUCUUCCUGCGGUUCCUCUGCCCUGCCGUGAUGUCCCCCAGCCUCUUCGGCCUCAUGCAGGAGUACCCCGACGAGCAAACCGCCCGUACCCUCACCCUCAUCGCCAAGGUCAUCCAGAACCUGGCCAACUUCACCAAGUUUGGCAGCAAGGAGGAGUACAUGGCCUUCAUGAACGAGUUCCUGGAGCUGGAGUGGACCAGCAUGCAGCAGUUCCUCUACGAGAUCUCCAACCUGGACACCCUCACCAACAGCACCAGCUUCGAGGGCUACAUCGACCUGGGCCGCGAGCUCUCCACCCUGCACGCCCUCCUCUGGGAGGUCAUGUCCCAGCUCAGCAAG
Messenger RNA from Cariama cristata (Red-legged seriema), 1383 nucleotides. RefSeq names its product ras/Rap GTPase-activating protein SynGAP-like. The annotation marks the transcript as partial. Gene Ontology annotation, biological process: regulation of GTPase activity. The transcript is spliced from 6 exons. The record is from RefSeq and is a predicted model, not a curated record. Lineage: Eukaryota; Metazoa; Chordata; Aves; Cariamiformes; Cariamidae.